AUGAAGGUGACGAACAAGCAAAUCAAUCAAGCAGGGAGGAAAGGACAUUCCCCCACACGUCAGUUAUCCAUUGGUCAGACUGUCAUGGCACGUAACUACAGUGGGAAAGACAAGUGGCUACCAGGCAUUGUUCGAGCUCAAAUGGGACCCCUUUCAUACGAGAUAGAAGUUGGCUCAAAUCGAAUUUGGCGACACCACAUCCAUCAGCUUCGAGCCUCCAGUGUGAAACUGAAUUAAAUUACCAGAGUGACAAUACGGCUGAACCUCAUCCAGAACUGAGAGAGACUGGCCAGAAUAUUACACCAGCAGAAGAAAUUGUCGCAGAGCCGGAUAUCGAACUAUAGCCACGAUUCCCCCAGUAGUACAACAAGUAGAAGCAAGUAGGGCUACAACAGAUCUGAACAACGUACGUUACCCAACUAGAUCACAUCAACCACCCGAGAGGUCGGGUCUUAACUGUUUGAUCCGAAAACUGUUUGUUAAGAAAACUACAUGGAGAACUGCUUUAUUACUUACUGUUAUGGUUAGCAUAAUUGUUCGAACACGAUAAUGAACUCAUGAACAAUAUUUUAUGAUACGUUCCUUAAGAGGGGAGAUGGUGUUAUAUAUAUAUAUAUAAAAUAGCCUUUUUAAAACACGGGCGCUGGUUGGUCAAAAGCUCAAAAAACCCGUGUUUCUAUAACUCGAUAGAAACACGGGGAAUUUUCACGCGGGUUGCGUGGAUUGCGCGCGAGUUUAAAAGACAAAAUACAAACAAUAUUUAAUUUUGAAAAAAGUUGAAAAACGACCCGAAACGUGAAAGUUUGGGAGAAACUCGAAAUUGCGUGGAAACACUUGCACUUUGUGGUCGUGUUCCCACGCAAUUUCGAGUAUAUAUAUAUAUAUAUAUAUAUAUAUAUAUAUAUAUAUAUAUAUAUAUAUAUAUAUAUAUAUAUAUAUAUAUAUAUGUACUAUUUAAAGCACGCGUAGGAGUGUUUUAUCACAUAUAAAACACGACGCGUAGCGGAGUGUUUGAUAUGUGAUAAAACACGACUACAAGUGCUUUAAAUGGCUUAAAAAACGACUCAUCUUAUACGAGUUCAUUGGCGAAGUAAUUUUUAAAAUAAACUUUGUCUAAACCGAGAAACUCAAAGCUAAAGUUUAUGUACUAUUUAAAACACGAGUUGGAGUGUUUUAUCGCGUUUUAUAUCUGAUAAAACACGACAACGAGUGUUUUGAAUAGCUUAAAAUACGACUACAAAAGAAUACUAAUUAGGAUGAACCAUAAUAUAAUCAUGCUAAUUAAGAUGAACAAUUAUAUAAUGCCACAUGUGUUUUAUCAGAUAUAAAGUCACUCCACGUGACAUGUUAUGGCUGACAUGAUUUGCCACAAGGUUUAUGAAGUAUUAAUGAGUAUUUUAAGUAAAUUAACAUGAUUUUUUAUCACAUAUAUAAAACCACGACACGCUUAUGAUUUUUCUUUGUGUUUUGCUAUAUAUAUAUAUAUAUAUAUAUAUAUAUAUAUAUAUAUAUAUAUAUAUAUAUAUAUAUAUAUAUAUAUAUAUAUAUAUAUAUAUAUAUAUACCAUGAGCUCGAAUCGUAUAUGAGCUGAUCACCGACGAGGUUAUCGGCCUAUCAGCCAUAUACGACGAGAGCGAAAUAAUCAAUGGUCUAAUUGUUUUAUAAUAUAGUCUAUAUAGCCAUUAACUGAAGCAAUAAUUAAUUAUCCUCUGUUACAAUGUCUUGACAAUUAGUUUUGCCAAAAUCCGCUUGGCCUUGAAAAUUUGAAAUACUUUUGUUUUACAACUCGAAGACGAAGGGAGCGUUUCUUUUGUAAAUCUAGAUUUCGAUUUUUAGGAUUCGGAUUUUUUGGAUUCGUUAAACAAAUAGAACGAAUUGUGAGAAUCGGAAUUCGCCUGCCGUUUUCCCGCCAAGAUUUCUGUCCUACUAUACCUUUCGGUAAGAUCAAGGUACAUGCUAGAAGGCCAAAAGCUCAAAAGGAACGUUGAAUCCUAAUCGAGUUUCAGACUGAAUCCGAAAAAUCCAUAUAUUGAGGGUGGGAAAGGGUAUUUUCGUGACCCGUGAAUGGUGAAUAUUUGUUCGUGUAAAAUGUGAAAUGCUUGAUUUUAGUGUCGUGAAAUGUGAUUUGUUCUGCAGCCGUGAGGCGUGAUUGUUGAUAAAAAUACUCCGUGAAAUGAGAAUUAAGGAUGCCUGUUUCGCGAACUGUGAUUAUUAUAGUGAUUAUUAUAAUAAACAUGAUACGCGAUAAUCAAAUUUAUAUGAUCUCACUCGAUUGCACAAGAGUAAAAACUUCGGAGGCCUUUCGCGAGGUUCCUGACGCUGAGGACAAGGUUCCUGGCGGUGAGGACAAGGUUCCUGACGCUGAGGACAAGGUUCCUGAGGCUGAGGACAAUGUUCCUGACGCUGAGGACAAUGUUCCUGACGCUGACAACAAUGUUCCUGGCGCUGAGGACAAGGUUCCUCGCGGUGAGGACAAUAUUCCUGGCGCUGAGGACAAUGUUCCUGGCGCUGAGGACAAGGUUCCUGGCGCUGAGGACAAGGUUCCUGGCGGUGAGGACAAGGUUCCUGGCGGUGAGGACAAGGUUCCUGGCGGUGAGGACAAGGUUCCUCGCGGUGAGGACAAGGUUCCUGGCGGUGAGGACAAGGUUCCUGGCGCUGAGGACAAGGUUCCUGGCGGUGAGGAUAAUGUUCCUGGCGGUCAGGACAAGGUUCCUGGCGGUGAGGACAAGGUUCCUGGCGGUGAGGACACUGAGGGUCCUGGCGGUGUGGAGAAGGUUCCUGGCGGUGAGGACAAGGUUCCUCGCGGUGAGGACAAGGUUCCUCGCGGUGAGAACAAGGUUUCUCGCGGUGAGGACAAGGUUCCUCGCGGUGAGGACAAGGUUCCUCGUGGUGAGGACAAGGUUCCUCGCGGUGAGGACAAGGUUCCUGGCGCUGAGGACAAGGUUCCUGGCGGUGAGGACAAGGUUCCUGGCGCUGAGGACAAGGUUCCUGGCGCUGAGGACAAGGUUCCUGGCGCUGAGGACAAGGUUCCUGGCGGUGAGGACAAUGUUCCUGGCGCUGAAGACAAGGUUCCUGGCGGUGAGGACAAUGAUCCUGGCGGUGAGGACAAGGUUCCUGGCGGUGAGGACAAG
Molecule: messenger RNA, 3131 nt
Organism: Paramuricea clavata
Lineage: Eukaryota; Metazoa; Cnidaria; Anthozoa; Malacalcyonacea; Plexauridae
Source: the annotation of a GenBank genome assembly